AUCCCAAGGCUAAACCCUAUAUUUCGCAGCGAAUUAACAUUAGACUGAUCAGAUCGAGUUGUCGGAAGGUCAAAAGACAAUGGCUGAGGAUCAACAGAUAGGAGUGCUCAAGGCACUGGAUGUGGCAAAGACGCAGCUUUACCAUUUCACGGCCAUUGUGAUAGCCGGAAUGGGAUUCUUCACCGAUGCGUACGAUCUCUUCUGCAUCUCGCUGGUCACAAAGCUCCUCGGCCGUCUCUAUUACCAUAACCCUCAGUCAGCUAAGCCCGGAACCCUCCCACCGGACGUGGCUGCAGCCGUCAAUGGUGUCGCCCUCUGUGGGACGUUGGCCGGUCAGCUCUUCUUCGGGUGGCUCGGUGACAAACUCGGACGCAAGAAAGUGUACGGUAUCACUUUGGUCAUGAUGGUCGUUUGCUCGGUUGCCUCUGGCCUCUCCUUUGGCAACUCUGCCAAGGGUGUCAUGACCACUCUCUGCUUCUUCCGGUUCUGGUUAGGGUUCGGCAUCGGAGGUGACUACCCUCUCUCCGCCACCAUCAUGUCUGAAUACGCGAACAAGAAGACUCGUGGGGCUUUCAUCGCGGCAGUAUUCGCCAUGCAGGGCGUCGGGAUCUUGGCCGGAGGUAUGGUAGCGCUCAUGGUCUCAAGCAUAUUCGACCACAAGUUCCCGGCUCCAACGUACCAAGUGAACCGAAAUCUUUCGACUCCUCCUCAAGCAGACUACAUAUGGCGUAUCAUCCUCAUGGUCGGCGCUCUUCCAGCCGCAUUGACCUAUUAUUGGCGUAUGAAGAUGCCCGAAACCGCCCGUUACACGGCUUUGGUCGCCAAGAACGUCAAACAGGCAGCUCAGGACAUGUCCAAGGUUUUGCAGGUUGAUCUGGAAGUCCAAGAAAGGGAGGAGGAACUCAUCAAGGACCCGAAACUUAGCUAUGGCUUGUUCUCCGCUGAAUUCUUGAGACGCCACGGGCUUCACCUUCUUGGUACAACCUCUACAUGGUUCUUGCUCGACAUCGCUUUCUACAGCCAGAACUUGUUCCAGAAAGAUAUUUUCUCGGCCAUCGGAUGGAUUCCAAAGGCAGCCACGAUGAACGGUAUCCACGAGGUGUUCAUGAUCGGCAGGGCACAAACCCUAAUCGCGCUCUGCAGUACCGUCCCCGGUUACUGGUUCACGGUCGCAUUCAUAGAUAUAAUCGGAAGGUUCUGGAUCCAACUGAUGGGGUUCUUCUUCAUGACGGUCUUCAUGUUCGCCAUAGCCUUCCCAUACAACCACUGGAUCAAGCCGGAUAACCGCAUCGGAUUCGUGGUGAUGUACUCUCUCACUUUCUUCUUCGCCAACUUUGGACCGAAUGCAACGACGUUCAUCGUCCCGGCAGAGAUAUUCCCGGCCAGGCUGAGGUCGACGUGUCACGGAAUCUCUGCCGCGACAGGGAAAGCGGGUGCGAUCGUGGGAGCGUUCGGAUUCUUAUACGCAGCGCAGCCAAAGGACAAGACGAAGGUGGACGCAGGAUACCCACCAGGCAUCGGAGUGAAGAACUCUUUGAUAAUGCUCGGCGUCAUCAACUUUGUCGGAAUGUUGUGUACUUUCCUCGUUCCUGAAUCCAAGGGCAAGUCCCUCGAAGAACUCUCCGGCGAGGCCAAGGUCGACGAAGAUUGAUAUUAUUAUUUCCAAUCAUAUCACCUUUUUCAAUUAUACGAAAUGUGUUUUUUUUUUCUCGGGUGCUACGUUUUUUUUUUGUUUAUGGUUG
This is a messenger RNA of Tarenaya hassleriana, 1742 nucleotides long. RefSeq names its product probable inorganic phosphate transporter 1-3. The coding region runs from base 80 to 1651 and encodes 523 amino acids. Gene Ontology annotation, molecular function: phosphate transmembrane transporter activity. The transcript is spliced from 3 exons. The record is from RefSeq and is a predicted model, not a curated record. Gene Ontology annotation, biological process: transmembrane transport; phosphate ion transport. Lineage: Eukaryota; Viridiplantae; Streptophyta; Magnoliopsida; Brassicales; Cleomaceae. Gene Ontology annotation, cellular component: membrane.